GAGUUUUUAAGGCUUUUUAAAUUUUCUUGUAUGAUAGUUUUCAUUUGUGAGAAUUUUAGAUUUGCCUCUUUAUUGUUAGGUAAGCAAAUAUGAAUUUGUCAAAUGAAUAAAAAAUAAAUAUAGAUGAUUACAAGGGCGGAAGGGGUGGGCGUUGCUCAUUCACAAAGCAUUGUUUCUGAGGACAGCUGCAGACCACCACCCAUUGUACUGUGGGUAUCACUGGGGGCUUUUGAAAUUAGCAUUUAAAAACCCUGUGCUUUGGAAGGCUUGCAGAUCCCUUCAGAUCCAUUCUUUGCCUCCAGGCAAAAUAAAUAAAUAAUCAGGCUAAUCCUGUGACUUCCCUCCCACUCUCAGAAAUUUCAAAGGCAAUAUAUAUUGCAAAUUUAAAAAAACAAGAACUGUCAUUUCAAGGAAUGACAAGGGAAGUGCAGCCAGUGGACUUGUAGCUGAAGCAGAUUCAGCGGCGUGCAGGAGGCAGGACUGGCUGACACUAACCCAGGCAACGCUUUGGCCCAUGCACAGUCUCUGCUAACCCUUCUAAGCAGCUUUUGGACAUAUUUUAACAUGUGGCUAAUGGUCUGAUGAGGUCACUGGACCAACUAGAUUUCCAUGGCAGGCCUGCUGCAGUCAUAGCUGUAGCACAGCAAUGCCCAACACACGCAGCCUCUGCUUCCUGCUGCCCUGCCUCAGUUCUGCUGCUGAGAGAGGGGCCUCUCCUUAAGGAACUGGUCUCUGACAUUUUCGUUACAUUUCUGUAGCCAAGUCACGUCAAAGUUGUGUCCAAGGAUGUUAAGAAGUGGCGCAUGGAAAGAUAGGAAUGGAGUUCAGACCUUAGUGUGUCCAAGACAAGCGUGUAACACAGCUUGCUGAUGACCGCAUGGCGCUGGUGUCAGGCAUCAGCCUAGAUCCAGAAGCAGCAAUUGGCGUGACAAAGCGGUCACCUCCCAAGUGGGUGGAUGGAGUAGACGAAAUACAGUAUGAUGUUGGCCGCAUCAAACAGAAGAUGAAGGAGUUAGCCAGCCUCCAUGAUAAGCAUUUGAACAGACCCACCCUGGAUGACAGCAGCGAGGAGGAACACGCCAUCGAGAUCACCACCCAGGAGGUCACACAGCUCUUCCAUAGGUGUCAACGCGCUGUGCAGGCCCUGCCCAGUCGGGCACGCCGGGCCUGCUCGGAGCAGGAAGAGCGGCUGCUGCGGAACGUGGUGGCCUCCCUGGCACAAGCCCUGCAGGAGCUGUCCACCAGCUUCCGGCAUGCACAGUCCGACUACCUGAAACGCAUGAAAAACCGAGAGGAAAGAUCACAGCAUUUCUUCGACACCCCAGUACCACUAAUGGACGAUGGAGAUGAUGCUACUGUAUAUGGUCAGGGUUUCAUGGAUGACCAGCUAGUGCUGGUAGAACAGAACACACUGAUGGUGGAGGAGAGGGAGCGAGAGAUCCGUCAGAUUGUACAGUCCAUUUCAGACCUCAACGAAAUCUUCAGGGACUUGGGAGCCAUGAUUGUGGAGCAGGGUACAGUCCUUGAUAGAAUUGACUAUAAUGUUGAACAGUCCUGUGUCAAGACCGAAGAUGGCUUGAAACAGCUUCACAAGGCAGAGCAGUACCAGAAGAAGAACCGGAAGAUGCUGGUGAUCUUGAUACUGGUUGCCAUCAUCGUAGUCCUCACUGUGGUCCUCAUCGGUGUAAAGUCUCGCUAGUGGCACCAAGUUCUUGAGAGUGCUACUGCAUGGGUUAGUUGGGGGUUAGGGCUUGACGGGUGCCCCACCACUGCGCUGUCUAAAGAGUGCAGCCCACUGGCCCAGCAAUGGACAGCGGAUCUUCUGUGGACACCUUCUAUCGAGUGGACUGGCGUGCAGGCACGGCCAUGGUUUCCAUCGCUGUCCAGAGUCUAAGGACUUGAUGCUGUUGCUGAGGAGACUGGCCUGUGAUCGUCUGUGAUGUGAACACAUGCUUUAGUGAGAAGUGGAAGGUUUACGGGCGCGGAGGCUCCGUGGGGUGUGCGCAUGCUCAUGUUAGCACUCAUGUCUGAGCAGCAUGUUAAAUAAUUUUGGGGAAAUUUUUUUUUUAACCAUCUGGUUUUUAAGAAGUUUGGUACCAAAAAUUUAUGAGUGUAGAGGCAAUGCCUCUUCAUCUUCCCAGCUGAAAACAAAGCAGAAGUCCUUCAAGGAUUUAUAAUCUGUUCCCGUUAACGUAAUUCAGCUUUCCAUCACUGUUAACGAUCAGAGUAACAAAGUGUGAAAAAUAAGAAACCAUCAUCGAUGUUAAUUAACACAUUUAGGCGGGCCAGUUAAACCAGCUUCAUGCAUUUAAAUCAAUUGUAAAUAACAUAUUCCUCAUUCAGAAUUUUGCCCUGCAUUUUCUACUGUAAACCAAGAGGGGUUGCUAAGCAAAACCUCCUGAAUCAGAGACUUGGUCAUUUGAUCCUGUCUCACAUUACAAGAAAGCUUGACAGUGUCAUGAGCUAGAUUGAGCCAGUGUGUCCCCAGCCAUCCUUCCUCAGUCCACUACUUACAUUCUAGCUACAUAAUGACCUGUCCAACCCUGACUCCAUUUAAUGAACUGUGAAUUUACACAGAGGCCAUUUCAAAUGGGUCACCCCGUUUAGGAUUAGUGGGUCUCAAAUUAUUAACCAAACAUCACUCCAUUUCAAAGUAAAAUAUUCUACCCAUGAUUUGAUUUAUCGACUCCUCCGUUGCCACUUAGCUAUGCCCAGAAAGCGGGUAUACUCCUGAGGACAGUGAGAACCUCAACUAGGGAAACCUUGUGUGUGUGUGUGUGUGUGUGUGUGUGUGUGUGUGUGUAGUGUUUCCGUGUGUUCAUGUGUGAGCAUAUCGCAUGCAUAUCAGAUGGCCACAGUCGGAUUCUGUUUACCUACCUGUUAGCUCUAUGGUGCUUGUUUGCCCUGCAGAAGUAGAGCGGUACAGACCAGACUCAUGGAGCUGUGAAGACAAGCAUGUGCGUGUCUCACUUGCUCUGUUCGCAUCGGCACUGCUGGAAUUUUAAUGCUCUUUGUGUAAUUGUUGAUGGCUUUUUAAAACUGUCUCUGCUUCUCUUAAAUUAUUUAAACAGUAUGGCCCUGUUAGGUGUGUUACAUUUCUAUUUGACCAGGCAUAUGAAACGCCUCUGUGGGAUUCAGAGCGGGAGGGCACAGCUGGGAAGGAAGAGGCAGCACCUACCCCAUGACUGCAGAACUGGGGAAGGGUCUCUCCAGACUCCUCACCCUCUGUUAGACAAGCUGUUGCUAGGUAGACUGGCCAGAUUAGGGACCUGCUUCAAGCAAUCGUGAGAUCAUGCUGCGUCAUUGUCCAAAAGCCUUUUAAGAAAGGAGCACUAUUUAUUUAUAAUUUUGUUCCCUAGAUAGAUUUUUUUGGAGGGAUUGGUUAGAAAUUGUCCCAAGGACCUGUGGGGAGAGGGACUGUCCCCUUCUGCCCAAAGGCAGUGUGGUGCUGGUCUGGGCACAUGCCCCCCUGGUGGGUGUCCUGAAGGGGCAUGGACACUUGGCCUGUGCCUGCCUCCGGAGCUUUAUGGACUUGCUCUUUGGAGUCCCACUGCCCUUUUCUGUUGAGCCUGUUCUGGGGCAAAGAUGAGAAGCCUUUGAGAAGUUAGUACCCAUGUCCUGGUAGGUCCCUCUGAAUAAUUGCUUUUGGAAGAGGACUCUUGUACCUAGUGACAGUCACACAGACCGGUUUCUCCCUGUGCCUGGGAAGCGCCUUGGGGAAGAAGCCUAGCCUCUGGACACCACCUCCCUCUGCUGCCCUGCUGGCUCCUGCAGAGUUGGGGUGAAAGGAGAAAGGGAAAGAACAGUUAGUCCUUUGGGGCCCCUGAUCUUUCCUAAGACUAUCAUAAAAUUGCUGUCUUCAUUUUGUUUGUUGGGGGUGGGGGGGACAUUGGGGUGCUGGCUGGGCCACUAUGUAAAGCAAUGUGUGUCUAAUUUAACGGAUGUACCACUUUUCUCUGCUAAUUGAGAGAGCAUUAUUUAUUUGUUUUGACACAAGUGCUUGCAGUGUUUCAUCCCAGCUAAUGGCUUCUUAAAGGUAAUAAAACCCUUCAACCUAAUUGGUCAGAUAAGACUUUUUCCUUGUAUGCUUAAAUAAAGCAAUUAGUGAAAUGC
Molecule: messenger RNA, 4113 nt
Organism: Grammomys surdaster
Lineage: Eukaryota; Metazoa; Chordata; Mammalia; Rodentia; Muridae
Gene: Stx16
Product: syntaxin 16
Exons: 8
Coding region: 878-1699 (273 amino acids)
Biological process (GO): vesicle-mediated transport; vesicle fusion; intracellular protein transport
Cellular component (GO): SNARE complex; membrane; endomembrane system
Molecular function (GO): SNARE binding; SNAP receptor activity
Source: RefSeq, a predicted model, not a curated record